Messenger RNA from Salvia hispanica, 2405 nucleotides. RefSeq names its product fimbrin-5-like. Gene Ontology annotation, biological process: actin filament bundle assembly; actin filament network formation. Gene Ontology annotation, molecular function: actin filament binding. The record is from RefSeq and is a predicted model, not a curated record. Gene Ontology annotation, cellular component: actin filament; cytoplasm; actin filament bundle. Lineage: Eukaryota; Viridiplantae; Streptophyta; Magnoliopsida; Lamiales; Lamiaceae.
UUCUACAUUUCCAUUUCCUUUUUCAUUUCCAUAUUUCAUUCUAGAAUUUGAUCCCAAAAUGCAUAAGAUAUGACAUGGGUUGAUCCUCAUCUGACGUGAACAAUAUAUAUCACUACUGAUUCCACAAAUCAUCGAAAGUUUCAUUGAAAGCGCUAUAAGAGAAUAUGUCCAGUUUUGUGGGUGUAGUCGUCUCCGAUCCUUGGCUUCAGAGCCAAUUCACUCAAGUCGAGCUGCGAGGCCUUAAAUCUAAGUUUGUCUCGGCACGUAACCAAGCUGGGAAGGUUAUAUUGGCAGAUUUGCCUCCUGUAUUGGCGAAACUGAAGGCGGUUACUGAAUUGUUAACAGAGGAUGAGAUCAAGAACAUCUUAAAGGAGUCAUCUCCUGAUUUGGAUGAAGAAGUUGAUUUUGAAUCAUUCCUUAGGCAUUAUUUGAACCUGCAAGCUCAGGCCUCAGAUAAAGUGGGUGGUCAUAAACCUCAGUCGUCCUUUCUCAAAGCGACUACAACUACUACACUGCACCAUAUAAUUAGUGAAUCCGAGAAGGCUUCCUAUGUCAACCACAUCAACACCUAUCUUGGAGAAGAUCCAUUCUUGAAGGAUUAUCUCCCCUUAGAUCCAUCUAGUGAUGAUAUCUUUGAAUUGGCAAAGGAUGGCGUUCUUCUAUGUAAACUCAUAAAUGUAGCUGUACCUAAUACUAUAGAUGAGCGAGCCAUCAAUACUAAGAAGGUUCUAAAUCCAUGGGAGAGGAACGAGAACCAUACCCUUUGCCUCAAUUCUGCAAAGGCAAUUGGGUGCACUGUGGUCAACAUUGGCACUCAAGACCUGAUUGAAGCUAGACCUCAUCUAGUUGUUGGGUUGAUGUGCCAAAUAAUAAAGAUACAAUUGUUAUCUGAUCUUGAUAUAAAGAAGACUCCUCAACUUGUUGAGCUGAUGGAGGAUUCCACGGAUGUAGAGGAGCUUAUGGGAUUAGCCCCAGAGAAAGUUCUUCUGAAAUGGAUGAACUUUCAUCUGAAGAGAGCAGGAUUCGAGAAAGAGGUUACGAAUUUUUCCUCAGAUUUGAAGGACGGAGAAGCUUAUGCUCAUCUGCUCAAUGCACUUGCCCCAGAACUUGGCACAAACUCAACAUUGGAAACAACAGAUCCGACUGAAAGAGCAAAACUGAUCAUUGAGCAAGCUGAAAAACUAGAUUGUAAAAGAUAUGUUACUCCAAAAGACAUCGUUGAGGGAUCGGCAAAUCUAAAUCUUGCAUUUGUUGCUCAAAUAUUUCAACACAGAAAUGGACUAUCAGAAUCAGUGGACCAGUCGAAGGUACCAAUGGCUGAAAUGGAGGAAGAUGAUGCUCAAACUUCACGAGAGGAGAGAUGCUUCCGGUUGUGGAUUAACAGCCUUGGGAUUGAAACCCACGUCAAUAAUGUAUUUGACAAUGUCAGGGGAGGAUGUGUUCUACUGGAAGUACUUGAAAAAGCUUCUCCUGGAUCUGUAAACUGGAAGCAAGUUCCAAAACCUCCUCUUAAUUCGUUCAAGAAACUUGAGAAUUGCAACCAAGCUGUGAGUGUUGGGAAGGAUUUGAACUUCUCCCUAGUGAAUAUAGCUGGAAAUGAUAUUUUGCAAGGAAACAAGAAGCUCAUAAUAUCUUUUCUGUGGCAGUUAAUGAGAUUUACCAUGAUCCAACUGUUAAAAAACUUGAGACAGCAUUCUCAAGGAAAGGAAAUUGGAGAUGCUGACAUACUGAAUUGGGCAAACGAAAAAGUCAAGAAAUCUGGUAGAAGUUCCCAAAUGGAAAGCUUCAAGGAUAAAAACCUCGCAACUGGGAGAUUCUUUCUUGAGCUUUUAAGUUCCGUGGAGCCAAGGGUGGUCAACUGGGCCCUAGUUACAAAGGGAACAACUGAUGAAGAUAAAAAAUCAAAUGCAACAUAUAUAAUCAGUGUCGCACGAAAGCUUGGAUGCUCCAUAUUCUUAUUACCUGAGGAUAUAAUUGAGGUGAACCAGAAGAUGAUGCUGACCCUUACAGCAAGCAUCAUGUAUUGGAGCCUGCAGAAGAAGGUGGGAGAUACUGAGCCGCCAUCUCCUAGCCAGCGAUCUGAGCCACCAUCUCCUAGCCCGCAAUCUGAGCCUCCAUCUCCUAGUCUACACAAUAACCAGCCACCACCAUCUCCAAGAGGUGAUGAUGUCUAGUUGGCGAACUUAUGUUUCUGCUCCAUUAAGUACUCUGAUGUUCACCAAGAAGUUACCGGUUAAUAGACAUUUCACAAACACUGAGUAUUCAACUGGAUAUAGCAGGGUUGAAUUUUUUAUGGAGGGCAGAGUAGAGAUAUUGGUUCUUGCAGGUAAGUUCCUGGUAGAGUAAGCAAGAAGGUAUACAGAUCCUUCAAGUUUAAUUUGCAUUAGUCACAGGUGCAUUGUAUG